AUGGGAGAGAUGAAUUGCGAGGGAAGACACACACCGAGGCUGCGAGGGUCCUUGCUUCGGGACACCCUACCCCUGCGCACCCUACCCCUGCGCACCCUACCCCUGCGCACCCUACCCCUGCGCACCCUACCCCUGCGCACCCUACCCCUGCGCACCCUACCCCUGCGCACCCUGACCCUGCGCACCCUGACCCUGCGCACCCUGACCCUGCGCACGCUGACCCUGCGCACCCUGACCCUGCGCACUCUGACCCUGCGCACUCUGACCCUGCGCACUCUGACCCUGCGCACUCUGACCCUGCGCACUCUGACCCUGCGCACUCUGACCCUGCGCACUCUGACCCUGCGCACUCUGACCCUGCGCACUCUGACCCUGCGCACUCUGACCCUGCGCACUCUGACCCUGCGCACUCUGACCCUGCGCACUCUGACCCUGCGAACUCUACCCCUGCGAACUCUACCCCUGCGCACCCUGACCCUGCGCACUCUGACCCUGCGCACCCUACCCCUGCGCACUCUGACCCUGCGCACCCUGACCCUGCGCACUCUGACCCUGCGCACCCUACCCCUGCGCACCCUACCCCUGCGCACUCUGACCCUGCGCACCCUGACCCUGCGCACUCUGACCCUGCGCACUCUGACCCUGCGCACUCUGACCCUGCGCACUCUACCCCUGCGCACCCUACCCCUGCGCACUCUACCCCUGCGCACUCUACCCCUGCGCACUCUGACCCUGCGCACCCUGACCCUGCGCACUCUGACCCUGCACAGUCUGACCCUGCGCACCCUACCCCUGCGCACCCUACCCCUGCGCACUCUACCCCUGCGCACCCUACCCCUGCGCACUCUACCCCUGCGCACCCUACCCCUGCGCACCCUACCCCUGCACACUCUGACCCUGCGCACUCUACCCCUGCGCACCCUACCCCUGCGCACUCUACCCCUGCACACUCUGACCCUGCGCACUCUACCCCUGCGCACUCUGACCCUGCACACUCUGACCCUGCACACUCUACCCCUGCACACUCUACCCCUGCACACUCUACCCCUGCACACUCUACCCCUGCGCACUCUGACCCUGCGCACUCUGACCCUGCGCACUCUACCCCUGCGCACUCUACCCCUGCGCACUCUACCCCUGCACACUCUACCCCUGCGCACUCUGACCCUGCGCACUCUGACCCUGCGCACCCUACCCCUGCGCACUCUACCCCUGCACACUCUACCCCUGCACACUCUACCCCUGCACACUCUGACCCUGCGCACCCUGACCCUGCGCACUCUGACCCUGCGCACCCUACCCCUGCGCACCCUACCCCUGCACACUCUACCCCUGCACACUCUACCCCUGCACACUCUGACCCUGCGCACUCUGACCCUGCGCACUCUGACCCUGCACACUCUACCCCUGCGCACUCUACCCCUGCACACUCUGACCCUGCACACUCUGACCCUGCGCACCCUGACCCUGCGCACUCUGACCCUGCGCACCCUACCCCUGCGCACUCUACCCCUGCACACUCUACCCCUGCGCACUCUGACCCUGCGCACUCUGACCCUGCACACUCUACCCCUGCGCACUCUACCCCUGCGCACUCUGACCCUGCGCACUCUGACCCUGCGCACUCUGACCCUGCGCACUCUGACCCUGCGCACUCUGACCCUGCGCACUCUGACCCUGCGCACUCUGACCCUGCGCACUCUGACCCUGCACACUCUGACCCUGCACACUCUGACCCUGCACACUCUGACCCUGCGCACUCUGACCCUGCGCACUCUGACCCUGCACACUCUACCCCUGCGCACUCUACCCCUGCACACUCUACCCCUGCACACUCUACCCCUGCACACUCUACCCCUGCACACUCUACCCCUGCACACUCUACCCCUGCACACUCUACCCCUGCACACUCUACCCCUGCACACUCUACCCCUGCGCACUCUGACCCUGCGCACUCUGACCCUGCGCACUCUGACCCUGCGCACUCUGACCCUGCACACUCUGACCCUGCACACUCUACCCUGCACACUCUACCCCUGCACACUCUACCCUACCCUGCACACUCUACCCCUGCACACUCUACCCCUGCACACUCUGACCCUGCGCACUCUGACCCUGCACACUCUGACCCUGCGCACUCUACCCCUGCACACUCUGACCCUGCGCACUCUGACCCUGCACACUCUGACCCUGCACACUCUGACCCUGCACACUCUACCCCUGCACACUCUACCCCUGCACACUCUGACCCUGCGCACUCUACCCCUGCGCACUCUGACCCUGCACACUCUGACCCUGCACACUCUACCCCUGCGCACUCUACCCCUGCACACUCUACCCCUGCGCACUCUGACCCCUGCGCACUCUGACCCUGCGCACUCUGACCCUGCGCACUCUGACCCUGCGCACUCUGACCCUGCGCACUCUGACCCUGCGCACUCUACCCCUGCGCACUCUACCCCUGCGCACUCUACCCCUGCACACUCUGACCCUGCGCACUCUGACCCUGCACACUCUACCUCUGCAUACUCUAGGAGACAUUUAGAUAAUUACUUUGUUUUUAACCGUGUUUGA
Molecule: messenger RNA, 2574 nt
Organism: Knipowitschia caucasica
Lineage: Eukaryota; Metazoa; Chordata; Actinopteri; Gobiiformes; Gobiidae
Source: the annotation of a GenBank genome assembly